AGAAAACAUUUAGAUUAGCCCUUUCCUUCCUGGUCAGCUGACUUUGUUGACAAAUAGAGAAAAAAACAUCAAACGUCCAUCAGCAGUUUUAAAUCAGCAUGUAUUCACAUUGAUUUAUACUACUUUUCAGUAUACUAGGAUUUAUUCACGUUUUAAGUAUGGAGCAGCAACAGAAACAACAGGUGUUAGAGUCAAUGGCAGCAAAUGAUGAAACUUUAGGUCAUGAAAAUAGCCUUCAACAUGGGUACCAAACAUUUGGUAACCAAGAGCAACCUGGCUCCAAUAAUCAGCAACAACAAGGAGAUGGUGCCCGGCAACGGACAGGAAGUCAUAACCAGCAAAGUCAUUCCAGUUCCCGACCUCAUGUAUCUGAACAGCCGGCUUCUACCAAUAGCAAUAGAAGUGGUAACGUUCCUAGGCCUGGAAUGACACGUGUUAGCUCAUUUUAUACUCCGUACAUGGAAGAUAGACUCUGCAGAAAACUGAAGUUUUUUUUCAUGGGACCACAUGAAAAAAUCAAAGCAAAACGAAAAUGCCCAUGGAAACUGCUGAUACAAAUAUUUAAAAUCCUUCUUGUCACCAUACAGUUGAUACAGUUUGGUUACAGUAGAUCUAGCCUGGUAGAAUUUGAUGAGAAGAGUACUAUAGCAAUGGAGCACAUGUACCUCAGUAAUUGGGACAGUACAUACGAGACAAUGCCGUACCCUGCUGCGAUAGGAAAAUAUGCCCUGUAUACAACACAAGAAAUCAUAGAGCAUAUCAAUUUUGCUACUUGGAAGUAUGAUUGCACGGAGACAGAUGCAAUAGGCUCAUUGAGAUUUUACCGGAAGAAAGGAAUUGUUGAUCCUAUGCAAAUGUGUCUACAUACAUACAGGUCAAGUGAAAUUAAUGACACAACCAAUUCGUAUAAGAUAAAUUCAAAAGUUGAUGAAAAUUGUUACAAAGUUGGAAGGUGGAACGAAACUGGAGACAUAACUAACAAAUCAUACGAUAUUGUGAAGUACAUGCAGAUACAUCACAACGUCACUUUAGACUACAACAUUUUUGACAGAUUAUUGUUAGCAGAGCUGAAAUUUUCUUUGAAGUCAUUCCGCCUAGAGAUGAAAGAAAGAAGUUUUCCUCCACAACUGUUUAAAGUUGAUGUCAGCAUCAAUUUUGAUGACAGAAACAAAGAUGGCCAGAUGCUGGUUACCUUAGAUACAGAUUUUGAAGAGUUAGAUCUAGACGGUACAUCCGAUAAUGAUGAUAUACAGGACCAACAGAAGGCAGGUUAUAUUGUACUAGAUUGUUUUGUGCUGGUGGUGACGAUUGUAUCUAUGAUAUUAUGUGGCAGAUCUGUCAUUAGAGCUCAGAG
This is a messenger RNA of Ruditapes philippinarum (Manila clam), 1354 nucleotides long. RefSeq names its product mucolipin-3-like. Gene Ontology annotation, cellular component: plasma membrane; lysosomal membrane. The record is from RefSeq and is a predicted model, not a curated record. Lineage: Eukaryota; Metazoa; Mollusca; Bivalvia; Venerida; Veneridae. Gene Ontology annotation, molecular function: NAADP-sensitive calcium-release channel activity.